CUCGCCUCCUCCGCCCCGCGCCCUGCGGUGCUGCAGCUGCGGGAGGCUCCAGCUGCCCCCAGAUGUGGGCUGGGCGGCGCGCGGGGAACUUUCGCGCCGGCUGCGAGUGCGGGGCCCCGGCUGCAGUCCGGCUGCCAUGGAUCCGCCGGCUGGCGCCGAUCGCCGCCUGCUCUGCCCCGCGCUGCUGCUGCUGCUGCUGCCGCCGCUCCUGCUGCUGCCGUCGCCCGCGGACGCCCGGCUCGCCGCCGCCCCCCCAGGCGAGCCCUUGGGGCAUGGAGCGGAGCGCAUCCUGGCGGUGCCGGUGCGCACUGACGCCCAGGGACGCUUGGUGUCCCACGUGGUGUCGGCGGCUACAGCCCAGAAGGGGGUUCGGGUCCGCAGGGCCGCCCCAGUCCAGUUCCCAGGCUUCCCUGGGGACAGCGAGGAGGACCCUGGCGGCAGCCUUUUCUACAAUGUCACGAUCUUCGGCCGAGACUUGCACCUGCGGCUGCGGCCCAACGCCCGCCUAGUGGCGCCAGGGGCCACGGUAGAGUGGCAGGGCGAGUCCGGCGCCACCCGCGUGGAGCCCUUACUUGGGACCUGCCUCUACGUCGGAGACGUGGCAGGCCUGACUGAAGCCUCCUCCGUGGCGCUAAGCAACUGCGACGGGCUGGCUGGACUGAUCCGAAUGCAGGACGAGGAGUUCUUCAUCGAGCCUCUGCAAAAGGGGCUGGCAGCAAGGGAGGCUGAACAGGGCCGUGUGCAUGUGCUGUAUCGCCGGCCGCCCACCCCCAGGGUCCCUCCUCUGGGGGGACCGCAGGCCCUGGACACAGGGGCCUCCCUGGGCAGUCUGGACAGCCUCAGCCGCAGCCUGGGCAUCCUGGAGGAACGUGUCAACAGCUCAAGGCCCAGGGCACGCAGGCAUGCGGCCGACGACGACGACUACAACAUCGAAGUCCUGCUGGGUGUGGACGACUCUGUGGUCCAGUUCCAUGGCAAGGAACACGUGCAGAAGUACCUGCUCACGCUCAUGAACAUUGUCAACGAAAUCUAUCAUGACGAGUCCUUGGGAGCCCACAUUAACGUGGUCCUGGUGCGGAUAAUUCUGCUGAGCUACGGCAAGUCCAUGAGCCUUAUCGAGAUUGGGAACCCCUCUCAGAGCCUGGAGAACGUCUGCCGCUGGGCCUACCUCCAGCAGAAGCCAGACACAAGCCAUGAUGAAUACCACGAUCAUGCCAUCUUCCUCACACGGCAGGACUUUGGGCCCUCGGGCAUGCAAGGCUAUGCUCCUGUCACCGGGAUGUGCCACCCUGUCCGCAGUUGCACCCUGAACCACGAGGACGGCUUCUCCUCAGCAUUUGUGGUGGCCCACGAGACCGGCCACGUGCUGGGCAUGGAGCACGACGGGCAGGGCAACCGCUGCGGCGACGAAGUGAGGUUGGGCAGCAUCAUGGCGCCCCUGGUGCAGGCAGCCUUCCACCGCUUCCACUGGUCCCGCUGCAGCCAGCAGGAGCUGAACCGCUACCUGCACUCCUAUGACUGCCUGCGGGAUGACCCCUUUGCCCACGACUGGCCGGCGCUGCCCCAGCUGCCCGGACUGCACUACUCCAUGAACGAGCAGUGCCGCUUUGACUUCGGCCUGGGCUACAUGAUGUGCACUGCGUUCCGAACCUUCGACCCCUGCAAGCAGCUGUGGUGCAGCCAUCCUGACAACCCCUACUUUUGCAAGACCAAGAAGGGCCCCCCCUUGGACGGGACCAUGUGUGCACCUGGCAAGCACUGCUUUAAAGGACAUUGCAUCUGGCUGACGCCUGACAUCCUCAAACGGGACGGCAACUGGGGUGCCUGGAGUCCAUUCGGCUCCUGCUCGCGCACCUGUGGCACAGGUGUCAAGUUCAGGACCCGCCAGUGCGACAACCCACACCCUGCCAAUGGGGGCCGCACCUGCUCAGGUCUGGGCUACGAUUUCCAGCUCUGCAAUUCCCAGGACUGCCCUGACAGCCUGGCCGACUUCCGUGAGGAGCAGUGCAGGCAAUGGGACCUGUACUUCGAGCACGGCGACGCCCAGCACCACUGGCUGCCCCACGAGCACCGGGAUGCCAAGGAGAGGUGCCACCUCUAUUGCCAGUCCAAGGAGACCGGCGAGGUGGUGUCCAUGAAGCGCAUGGUACAUGAUGGGACGCGCUGCUCCUACAAGGACGCCUUCAGCCUCUGCGUGCGUGGAGACUGCAGGAAGGUAGGCUGUGAUGGAGUGAUCGGCUCCAGUAAGCAAGAGGACAAGUGUGGUGUGUGUGGAGGGGACAACGCCCACUGCAAAGUGGUCAAGGGCACGUUCACACGCUCGCCCAAGAAGCUGGGUUACAUCAAGAUGUUUGAGAUCCCAGCAGGAGCCAGACACCUGCUCAUCCAGGAGGCAGACACUACCAGCCAUCACCUGGCCAUCAAGAACCUGGAGACAGGCAAGUUCAUUUUAAAUGAAGAGAACGACGUGGAUCCCAGUACCAAAUCGUUCAUCGCCAUGGGUGUGGAGUGGGAGUACCAGGAUGAGGAUGGCCAGGAGACGCUGCAGACCAUGGGCCCCCUCCACAGCACCAUCGCCAUUCUGGUCAUCCCGCAGGGGCAGGCCCGGAUCUCACUGACGUACAAGUACAUGAUCCACAAGGACUCACUCGACGUGGACGACAACCGGGUCCUGGAAGAUGACUCUGUAGGCUAUGAGUGGGCCCUGAAGAAGUGGUCACCGUGCUCCAAGCCCUGCGGCAGAGGGUCUCAGUUCACUAAGUAUGGCUGCCGCCGGAGGCGGGACCUCAAGAUGGUGCACCGAGGUUUCUGCGAUGCCCUCGCGAAGCCCAAAGCCAUCCGCCGGGCUUGCAACCCACAGGAGUGCUCCCAGCCCGUGUGGGUCACGGGAGAAUGGGAGCCAUGCAGCCAGAGCUGCGGGCGGACAGGCACGCAGGCUCGCUCGGUGCGCUGCGUCCAGCCUCUGCACAACAACGCCACCCGUUCCGUGCACUCUAAGCACUGCAACGAUGCCCGGCCUGAGGGCCGCAGGGCCUGCAACCGUGAGCUCUGUCCUGGUCGGUGGCGGCCCGGACCCUGGUCCCAGUGCUCGGUAACCUGUGGGAAUGGCACCCAGGAGCGGCCAGUGCUCUGUCGCACGGUAGAUGACAGCUUCGGGGUCUGCCAGGAGGAGCGGCCAGAGACCACAAGGACCUGCAGGCUCGGCCCCUGUCCCCGAAAUGUCUCUGACCCUUCCAAGAAGAGCUACGUGGUUCAGUGGCUGUCCCGACCAGACCCCGACUUGCCGGUCCAGAAGACCUCGUCAAAGGGCCGCUGCCAAGGCGACAAGUCAAUGUUCUGUAGGAUGGAAGUCUUGUCCCGCUAUUGCUCCAUCCCAGACUACAACAAGCUGUGCUGCAAGUCCUGUAACCUGCACGACAACCUCACUGACAUGGACGACAGGACAGAGCCACCACCCCAGAAGCAUAAUGACAUUGAAGAGCUCAUUCCCACCCUCCCAGUGCCCACUCUGGUCAUGGAGGUGCAGCCCCCGCCAGGCGUGCCCCUGGAGGUGCCUCUCAAUGCCUCCAGCACCAAUGCCACCAAGGAUCACCCAGAAGCCAAUGCGGUCGAUGUGCCCUACAGAAUCCACAGCCUGGACGAUGCAGCCCAGCCACCCAACCUAAUCCCUCGACGGCCGAGCCCAUAUGAGAAGACCAGGAACCAAAGAAUCCAAGAGCUCAUUGAUGAGAUGAGGAAGAAAGAGAUGCUUGGAUAGUUCUAAUAAAAUGGAAAGGUAGCAUCCUUA
Hipposideros armiger (great roundleaf bat) is the source of this 3787-nucleotide messenger RNA. It is a transcript of the gene ADAMTS2, whose product is annotated as ADAM metallopeptidase with thrombospondin type 1 motif 2. The transcript is spliced from 22 exons. NCBI's taxonomy places the organism in Eukaryota, Metazoa, Chordata, Mammalia, Chiroptera, Hipposideridae. Gene Ontology annotation, biological process: extracellular matrix organization; proteolysis. The coding region runs from base 137 to 3757 and encodes 1206 amino acids. Gene Ontology annotation, molecular function: zinc ion binding; metalloendopeptidase activity. The record is from RefSeq and is a predicted model, not a curated record.